Molecule: messenger RNA, 1288 nt
Organism: Nycticebus coucang (slow loris)
Lineage: Eukaryota; Metazoa; Chordata; Mammalia; Primates; Lorisidae
Product: cytochrome b5 reductase 4-like
Exons: 1
Coding region: 73-1191 (372 amino acids)
Cellular component (GO): mitochondrion
Molecular function (GO): FAD binding; oxidoreductase activity
Source: RefSeq, a predicted model, not a curated record
AUGCCUGGUGAGCAGGAUGGCCGUUAAGCCCGCUGUGCCAAGAGACUAUCGUGAGGAAAAAAAAAAUCUUAAAUGGCCUGUGUCCAGAAGCCAGGCAGUGGAGCGCCUGCCAAGGAAGGGCCCAGUCCUCCAAGCUAUGACUGGUUCCAAACAGACUCUUCAGUGACUAUUGCCAUAUAUACUAAAGAGAAGGAUAUCAAAUUAGACUCAAUAAUAAUUGAUAAUCAGGAUGAUUCCUUCAGAGCGGAAACAAUUAUCAAGGAUUAUUCGUACCUUAUACAUAUAAGGCUAAGCCAUGAAGUUCAGGAAGAUUUUUCUGCAAGGAUUAUUGAGAAUGUGGGAAAAAUAGAGAUUGUCCUGAAGAAAAAAGAGAAUACUUCUUGGAAAUGUCUUGGUCAUCCCUUGGAGAAUCAUAAUUCAUUUAUUUCAAGAAAAGAUGCAAGUCUGCACUACAGAGAGUGCCAGUUAAUUUCCAAGGAAGUCGUUACUCACGACACAAAGCUUUUCUUGAAGUUGCCACCAAGCAGUCACCUUCAGACACCCGUCGGGCAGCACGUUUACCUCAAGUUGACCAUUACAGGUGCAGAAAUAGUGAAGCCAUACACACCUGUGUCUGACUCCUUACUCUCAGAGUUCAAAGAACCACUUCUUCCCAACAAUCAGUACAUGUACUUUCUAAUCAAAAUCUAUCCUGCUGGCCUCUUCACACCUGAGCUUGACCAUCUUCAGAUUGGAGAUUUUAUUCCUAUAAGCAGUCCUGAGGGCAAUUUUAAAAUAUCCAAGUUCCAAGAACUGGAAGACCUCUUUCUGUUGGCAGCGGGAACAGGCCUCACACCGAUGGUUACAAUCCUGAACUUCGCUUUGACUCAGGUGCCCUGCCUCAGGAAAGUGAAGCUGAUGUUCUUCAAUAAAACAGAGGAUGACAUAAUUUGGAGAAGCCAACUGGAGAAAUUGGCAUUUAAAGAUAAAAGAUUUGAUGUUGAAUUUGUUCUCUCAGCACCUACUUCUGAAUGGACUGGCAAGCAGGGACACAUUUCACCAGCUCUUCUUUCUGAAUUCUUGAAAAGAAAUUUGGACGAAUCCAAAGUCUUCAUCUGCAUUUGUGGGCCAACACUAUUUACAGAGCAGGGAGUGAGGUUGCUGCAUGAUCUGAACUUUUCCAAAGAUGAGAUCCACUGUUUUACAGCAUAAUGAAGAACUGCCAUUGUCUUUUACUCAACUAGUUUAUCUGAAUUUGUCGUCAUUCGGGUUUUUUUAAGAACACUUUUGUAUAUAAUAAAAGGUUAAC